GAAGGGAAGACAGCUAUCGCGGCCUCUGUGCAGUGUAUCGAAUCCUGUACAUACGCUGUCCAAUGCGGGCGAGGUGAGAGGUGGAAAGCUCCGAAGGGAUCGUCCCCGCCAUCCGCCAGAUUAGGCGAAUACGACGCUCGAUGUCGACAGGAUGUCGUAUGCUCCGAUGACUCGCAACUGCUGUAGCUCGGGCUUCGUAGCUCUGUACCCUGCCACCACCAUCUCCUCCCCGUCUACGGCGCCCUUGAGGUGCAGAACACCCUCGCUAUCCGGAUGUGCCGCUUCGUGAUCUACAAGGGGACUUCCCCCGUGCAGCUCUCGCACUUGUUGACAAGACCAUGUCAUUCGAUCAUCAACCAGGCCUUCGACUCGAGACUCCGGUUGGACCGCAGGAGACCCAUCAACGGCGAUGGCUUUGGCGUUGGAUGGUACGACUCCGUACACGACGAGGAGCUUGGUAGCCAACCAUGCAUCUUUACCUCUGUUACACCGGCUUGGAACAACGUCAACCUCACACGGCUCGCGGAGAAAAUUAAGUCCCCAUUGGUCUUUGCCCAUGUCCGUGCAACGACGGCGGGUACUCUGAGCCUUGACAACUGCCACCCGUGGUCCUUUGGGAAGCUCAUGUGGAUGCACAAUGGCGGCAUCGCGGAGUUCCCGAGGAUCAAGAGGCGUCUGCAGUCGUACGUGUCCGACGAGAUGUUCAACUUCGUCACCGGGAACACGGAUUCGCAGUGGGCUUUCGCGCUGUUCCUCUCCAAGCUGCCUGAUCCGCAUGCGAAAACGUUCCCUCCACAUGUAUUGCGCAAGGCCAUGAUGGAAACCAUCGCUCACAUCAACUUGUUGACCGAAGCAGAGAACAUUACGGAGCCAAGUUUGAUGAACUUCUGCGUGACUGACGGAGAGAGCGUUGUUGCAACACGCUACAUUUCCUCGCGCCAUGAGGAAGCAGCAUCUCUGUGGUUCUCGUCUGGCACAACAUUCAGCGAAUACGCGGAAGGUGGGCACUACAAGAUGUCGAAGGCGGACAAGCGAGAGAACAUCAUCAUGGUCGCCAGCGAGCCGCUGACCUUCGAGAAAGCGGACUGGAUGGAGAUCAAGACUAACCAUAUGGUUGUCAUUACCCCCAAGAUGAACCUCCUGCAGUUCCCUAUCGUCGACAAGUACUACGUUCCGCCUUCCGACCCUGCUGCACUCAAUCGUGGCACCGAGUUUGCCGCAUCGAAGGGCUUAUUCAGUGCCCGCCGGGAUGUGCCUCUCCGACCCGCCAGUGUUGAGCUGCAGGUGCCGGAGAGCUUCCCCGCCGUCCCGGUGCUCGUAGCGUAGUCGUGCCUUUAUCCUACCUGUUGUUGCUAUCUUGUACUUGCUCUCUGAGUUGGACCGUGUACCUAUAUUUUACCAGUUGUUGCCUUUGAUAUUGGAAUGUACCCCCUUCAAGUUUAGGAGGAUCGAGUCUCGUGCGAAUACACGUGUUUGUGAUGUUGA
Messenger RNA from Fomitopsis serialis, 1485 nucleotides. Its product is annotated as N-terminal nucleophile aminohydrolase. Bases 274 to 1326 code for a protein of 350 amino acids. The transcript is spliced from 9 exons. The record is from RefSeq and is a predicted model, not a curated record. NCBI's taxonomy places the organism in Eukaryota, Fungi, Basidiomycota, Agaricomycetes, Polyporales, Fomitopsidaceae.